Lodderomyces parapsilosis is the source of this 2049-nucleotide messenger RNA. RefSeq names its product proline--tRNA ligase. Bases 1 to 2049 code for a protein of 682 amino acids. Gene Ontology annotation, biological process: prolyl-tRNA aminoacylation. The transcript has a single exon. Gene Ontology annotation, cellular component: cytoplasm; aminoacyl-tRNA synthetase multienzyme complex. Gene Ontology annotation, molecular function: proline-tRNA ligase activity; aminoacyl-tRNA deacylase activity; ATP binding. NCBI's taxonomy places the organism in Eukaryota, Fungi, Ascomycota, Pichiomycetes, Serinales, Debaryomycetaceae. The record is from RefSeq and is a predicted model, not a curated record.
AUGGCUUUAGCUCAGUCCUUAGCUUCUUUAUCAUUAGCCGUAUCAGGUGAGAGUGCUAAUGCAUUAACUACCAAAACAUUGGUAUUCAAACCAAAGACCGCUAAAACAGCGACACCAGUUCCUGUAUUGGUCUUUGCACUUCAAUCUACAGUCACUCCCACCCCAACCAUUGCCAAAUCUGCUAAUGUCAAAGAACCAAGAUUAGCAAAGGACGAUCUUGUGCAAGAAUUUUUCAAGACUUCCGCUAAAGAAGUGUCCAUCGCCAACUUGUCUCAAAAUUUGGCGGGGAAGAUCAAAAUCAUUCUUGAUAAUAAUAUUCUCAGUGCCGCAGAGAAAGAUGAGACCUUGAAGUUGACGACUGAAACCGAAGCUGUUUGUUUAUCUGCAAAAAUAGUUUUAGAGUUUUUGAAGUCCACAGGGAUUGAACUUGUUGAGACUGAUUUUGCUGCAGAGCCAGUCGCUACAGUCCCUUCGAAAGAUAAGAAACCAGCACCAGCAAAGAAAGAUGAUGCAAAAAUUGAAGAUGCCAAAUUGAUCGGUAUUACCAUUGACAAGGAAAAGGAUUUUUCCAACUGGUAUACACAAGUAGUGGUAAAGAGUGAAAUGUUGGACUAUUACGAUGUUUCCGGUUGUUAUAUACUCAGACCAAACUCCUACGCCGUUUGGGAAACUAUUCAAGAUUGGUUCAACCAGAAGAUUAGAUCAUUGGGAGUUCAGAAUGCUUACUUUCCAAUGUUUGUUUCGCAAAGAGUUUUGGAGAAGGAAAAGGAUCAUAUUGAAGGAUUUGCUCCUGAAGUGGCAUGGGUCACCAAGGCCGGAAAUUCUGAAUUGGACGAACACAUUGCUAUCAGACCAACAUCUGAGACAGUAAUGUACCCAUACUAUGCAAAAUGGAUCAGGUCACACCGUGAUUUGCCAUUAAAGUUGAACCAAUGGAAUUCUGUUGUUCGUUGGGAAUUUAAGCACCCUCAACCAUUCUUGAGAACCAGAGAGUUUUUAUGGCAAGAGGGCCACACUGCCCAUUUGACAAAAGAGUCAGCAGCUGAAGAAGUUUUGCAAAUAUUGGACUACUAUGCUGCUAUUUAUGAGGAGUUGUUGGCUGUUCCAGUUGUCAAAGGUAGAAAAACUGAGAAUGAAAAGUUUGCGGGUGGUGAUUAUACAACCACUGUCGAAGGUUUUAUCGCAGCUACUGGUAGAGGUAUACAAGGUGGUACUUCGCAUCAUUUAGGUCAGAAUUUCUCGAAAAUGUUCAACAUUUCUGUCGAAAAUCCAGACGGAGCUGAUAAAGAACGGUUGUUUGCUUAUCAAAACUCAUGGGGAUUGUCCACUAGAGUAAUCGGUGUUAUGGUUAUGACUCACUCGGAUAAUAAAGGGUUGGUUUUACCUCCAAGAGUAGCCCAAACUCAAGCUGUUGUUAUCCCUGUAGGAAUCACCGCCAAAACAGGUGAAGACCAAAGAAAACAAAUCAAUGAUGGUGCUGAAGAAAUUGAACAUAGAUUAAAGAAAGCUGGUAUUAAAGCCACCGGUGAUUACAGAGACUCUUAUAAUCCAGGUUGGAAGUUUGCUGAUUGGGAAUUGAAGGGUGUUCCACUUCGAUUGGAAUUUGGACCUAAGGAUUUGGAGUCCAAGCAAGUCACUGUCGUUAGAAGAAACGAUGGUCAAAAAUACACUGUCAAAUUGGACGAGUUGGAAAAACGUAUUCCAGAAUUGUUGGACGAGAUGCAUGACGCUUUGUUGGGUAAAGCCAGGAAAGAUUUUGAUGAACAUAGAGUAUUGGUUGAAAAUUGGAAGGAUUUUGUCCCAACUUUGAACAAAAAGAAUGUUAUUUUAGCUCCAUGGUGUGGUGAUGCUGAUUGUGAAGAUGACAUUAAAGAUUCAUCGGCAAAGAAUGAUGAUGGUGAGGAUGGUGAUGUGGAUGAAAAGGCUCCAUCGAUGGGAGCCAAAUCAUUAUGUAUCCCAUUCGAACAACCAAAUUUGAAACCUGAUCAAAAAUGUGUCAAGUGUGAUAGAAAGGCUGUUACGUACUGUAUGUUUGGUAGAUCUUACUAG